AUGGAGAACAAUUCAUUUCUUUCAGCCAUGCAUAGCCCACCGGUGCUGAAUACGCUAAUUGCUUGGUCAUCAUCGCAUCUGUCAUUGCGUGACAAGUCAUUCGAAAAUGUGGCUAUGCAAAAUCGGGGUACAGCUCUUCGAGAUCUGCGAAAUGCUCUCGGGUCCAAUGCAGCCAAUGUGGAGACAACUUUGGCCAUGUCGUUGAUCCUUUGCUCCCUAGAGAGCAUUAUGGGAGACAACGGUGACGCAUGGUACUUACAUCUUAUCGGAGCUUCAAAGGUACUCUUAUCCAAUACAGACCGCACAUCUAUAUACGGCGACGACUACUCAACGAAGGUUCUAGAGCCAUUCAAUGAUGUCUAUGCAGCACGCUGGCUUUUGCGCAACUUUGCAUAUCGUGACAUCGUGGCAGCUGUUGCGAGGGACCAAGCGCCUGUUAUGAGCUCGCAUCAUUUUUUAAUACUCGAUGAUCCUCUACAACCUGAUUCAUAUUUCGGUCUUGCUUCCGAGAUAUUAGAGGUAGUCUCACAUACGGCCGUGUUGAAUCACAGGUUGAAAACGGAUAUAAACUCAAUUCCCAACAAAGAAUCCAGCUCCGGCGCCGUUGUUCAAACUAUUGAUGGCCAAGAUUCACUUUCGUCACUAGAGAUCUUAGAGGCUUUAAUGACUUUGGAGACACGAUUGGAGCAGUGGACUUGUCCUCCGUCCGAAGAUAUGCCGCUGAAAUUGUUAGCCGAGUCAUACCGCUCCUCUGCUUUGAUUUACAUAUAUCGCGUGAUGCGAACUGUAUGCGAAGAGCGCGAAAUCGAGUUUUCAUCGAAAGUUGCUACCCAGGUUGCCGCAACAGUGGAUAUUAUUGAGCGGAUGCCUAAUAGGAGUUUUGCAGAAUGUACACUGCUCUUCCCCAUAUUCCUCGCGGGUGGAGAAGCUACAGAAGAAUCACAUAUCAAGAGUAUUCGGACUAGAAUGCUUGAUAUGAUCGAUUCACGUGGCUUUAGGAACGUUGAAGUGGCGUUAUCGGUGCUAGAGAAGUUGUGGCGGCUUAGGAUAGCAAGGAAAUCGACAGGGUCAACGAAGGUUGAUUGGUUAGAUAUCACUCGGCGAGAUAAUAUCUCUCUUUCUCUGUCGUGA
Molecule: messenger RNA, 1131 nt
Organism: Penicillium angulare
Lineage: Eukaryota; Fungi; Ascomycota; Eurotiomycetes; Eurotiales; Aspergillaceae
Product: fungal specific transcription factor domain-containing protein
Exons: 2
Coding region: 1-1131 (376 amino acids)
Biological process (GO): positive regulation of transcription by RNA polymerase II
Cellular component (GO): nucleus
Molecular function (GO): transcription cis-regulatory region binding; DNA-binding transcription factor activity
Source: RefSeq, a predicted model, not a curated record